Messenger RNA from Symbiodinium sp. CCMP2592, 1533 nucleotides. Lineage: Eukaryota; Dinophyceae; Suessiales; Symbiodiniaceae. The record is from the annotation of a GenBank genome assembly.
AUGCGAUCAAAUGGCCGUUUGCCGGGUCUCAUCACUUACAACGCUUGCAUCAGCUCUUGCCAAAUGAGAGCCAUGUGGGAAGUGGCCCUGCGCCUUUUCGAGGAAGCCGGCCGUGUUGGGCUGCAAGCUGACGUCAUCAGCUUUACUUCAAUGAUCAGCGUGUUUGGGCAGGUCCGCCAGACUUGGCAGCUCUCACUGCAACUCUUGCAGGACAUGGGCGGAUUUUCUGUUGCGCCAAAUGCCCUCACAUAUGGCGCGUGCAUAGCUGCAGUAGCACGGGCCGAGCAGUGGCAGAAGGCGCUGGUAUUGCUGGUCAAGGCUUGUGGCGAGAAAGCGGCCCCAGUUGCGACCUUCAAUGCAGCCUUGAGCGCCACGGAAAAGGGGGAACAAUGGCAGAAGGCCUUGCAGCUCCUCGAGUGGAUGGAUCUCUUGUCAGUGAUACCGGAUGACAUCAGCUGGAACUCUUGCAUCAGUGCUUGCGAGAAGUGUGGACAGUGGCAGACAGCCCUGACCAUGCUUGACACCAUGGUGCACAGAAAUCGCCAUCCCGACGAGAUAACGUUCAAUGCAGCGAUCAGUGCUUGCGAGAAAGGUGCUCAGUGGGAGAUGGCAAUGGUGCUGCUGAGUGCUAUGCCAGAAAAGCGAGUUGCGCCUGGGGCCGUCAGCAUCAAUGCCGCCAUGGGCGCUUGUGGGGCGCGAUGGCAGAUGGCAUUGCUUCUACUCUUCGGCAUGCCGUCCUUCAAGGCUCAGGCAUCCGUGGUCAGCUUCAGCACGGCAAUGAGCGCCUGCGAGCGUGCAGGCGAGUGGGAGCUGGUGUUGAGCCUGCUGAGCUCCUUCCCGGCUGCCAUGGCGGAUCCGGUCUGCCUGAGCACAGCGAUUACCGCAUGUGGCAAGGCCAAUCAAUGGCCUUUAGGCCUGGUGCUUCUAAGGUCCAUCGCAGAACCAGACAGCGUCUGCUUCAAUGCGGCAAUCAGCGCCUGCGCAGCAGACCCUCACCAGUGGCACUUGACCUUGGACCUCUUGCAGAGCAUGAAGGAGCGAGGAAUGUCUCUCAGCGAGAUUACCUUCAGUGCCAUCAUCAGUGGCCUGACGCACUGGGCCCUCGCCGUGCAAAUGUUGGAGGAGAUGCUACAACAGAAGAUCUUCGCGAACGACAUCACUUACAGCUGCGUGAUCAACGUGUGCACCAAGGCGACUCAAUGGGCUCCAGCUCUCGAGUUGCUUCGGUUCUUUUCCACCUGGACGACGCCUAAUCUCAUCGCGUACACUGGUGCCAUAUGUGCAUGUGAGGAAAGUUGCCAGUGGCGGGCGACGUUGGAUAUUUUGCAGCAGAUGUCUGAAAGACGCAUCGCUCCGAAUUUGCCGAGCCUUAGCAUGACGACGGAAGCUCUGUGGAAGAGCAGUCAGAUGCAGAUGGCCGGGCAACUUGCAGGCCGAAUCUCGCAGGAGACGCUCUACUUCUUCAUGUCCUUGAGAAGAAGUGCCGAAGACGAAACUGCAGUACAAAGGGCCCCAUUUUUCAGGGGGAAGUGA